AUGAAGGUGGACUUGGGCGUCCUCGCCCUCUUCGUGGCCCUGGUGGGCGUUUCAAGCUUCGUCUUCCUCGUGGUGGCCAUCGCGACGGACUUCUGGUACAUCAUCGAUGCCUCCAAGCUGGAGACGUCCCGCAACGGCACGGACGCCCUCAGCUCGCACUCGGGUCUGUGGCGGACCUGCCGCGUGAGGAGCGAAUGUUACCCUUUGAUAAACCCCUUCUGGCCUGAGAAUACAAACAUUACUGAUUCACACAGACAGCUUUUGUACAUGCACGGAACAUUUGUCAUCCUGAUGCCCCUCAGCCUGAUAUUGAUGAUUUUUGGAGGAAUGACUGGAUUCAUCAGUAUUCUCGCCAGGGCCUACCUACUGCUUCUAAUGACGGGACUGCUUUUUCUUUUUGGAGCUCUUGUUACACUUACUGGGAUCAGUGUCUAUAUUGCAUAUUCAGCUGCAGCCUUCGAAGAAGCUGUCUGUCUCCUGAGGAGUAAGGAUCUCCUGGUAGAAAUUGACAUCAGGUUUGGCUGGUCACUGGCACUAGUAUGGAUCUCCUUUGUUGCAGAAGUGCUCACCGGGGCUGUGUUUCUCCUGGCAGCAAGAGUUGUGGGUCUGAAACAGCGACGUGAACAGGCGUUAUGA
Molecule: messenger RNA, 636 nt
Organism: Gavia stellata (red-throated loon)
Lineage: Eukaryota; Metazoa; Chordata; Aves; Gaviiformes; Gaviidae
Gene: TMEM114
Product: transmembrane protein 114
Exons: 4
Coding region: 1-636 (211 amino acids)
Cellular component (GO): apical plasma membrane
Source: RefSeq, a predicted model, not a curated record